AUGUUUUUUGUCUCUGUACCAACAGAACAGUCUUGUCCGAGUGGCCUAGUUUUCAAGUACAAUGUAAAAGCCUGUAAUAGUUCUUGCCGAUCAUUGUCAGAGAGAGAUAGGAGCUGUGAUGUAGAAGAUGUUCCAGUUGAUGGAUGCACCUGCCCUGAUGGAAUGUACCAGAAUAAUGAAGGAAACUGUGUUCAGAAAUCUCAGUGUGACUGCUAUAUAAAUGAUGAGGUCAUGCAACCAGGCAAACUCAUCCAUAUUGAUGACAAUAAGUGUGUCUGCCGGGAUGGACUUCUUCUUUGCCAGACUCCCAUUGAUUUAACCCUAAAAAAUUGUUCUGGAGGGGCUGAGUAUGUGGACUGCAGGGAUCCCAAGGCACAGAGGAGAACCGAGAGUACAUGUAGCACUCGGAACAUACCCGUUUUCAAUGAGGACUUGCCUUGCAAACGUGGGUGCUACUGUCCAGAAGGAAUGGUUCGAAAUUCUAAAGGGAUCUGUGUCUUUCCUGAUGAUUGCCCGUGCUCUUUUGGUGGACAAGAAUAUGACCAAGGAAGUGUCACUUCGGUUGGGUGCAAUAAAUGUACUUGCAUUAAAGGGUCUUGGAACUGUACACAAAAUGACUGUCAAACCACCUGCCACAUCUACGGGGAAGGUCAUGUUAGAACUUUUGAUGGACGAACUUACAGCUUUGAUGGUCUCUGCCAGUAUUCGUUCCUUGAGCACAGCAUUUAG
Tupaia belangeri chinensis (Chinese tree shrew) is the source of this 729-nucleotide messenger RNA. Its product is annotated as mucin-19-like. The record is from RefSeq and is a predicted model, not a curated record. NCBI's taxonomy places the organism in Eukaryota, Metazoa, Chordata, Mammalia, Scandentia, Tupaiidae. The transcript has 6 exons. The coding region runs from base 1 to 729 and encodes 242 amino acids.